AACAGCAUGAAUUACCUCCCUCUCUCUAGAUCCGUAAUCAUAUUGUCUGUCACCAUCCUCAGCAUUACAAAUCUGGAGUUGGCUUAUGGAGACACCAUGUUCAACCAGACUCAAAACAGCACAGAGUUCAUCAGGGCUUCUUGCAAUGUCACCCUCUACCCCAGCCUCUGCUUCAAAUCCCUGGAACAUUUUGCUAACAUGAUAGAUAGCAGCUCAAUGAACCUAGCCCAUGCUGCUCUAGCUGUGAGCCUAGUCCAUCUUGACCAGGCACUGGUCAUAAUAUCCAGGAUGCGGUUCAUGGCUAUGAGCGCAGGAGAAGCAGGGGCCCUUAGAGACUGUAUAGAUAAUCUCGCGGAUUCGGUUGAUGAGAUGCAGAGGUCCAUGCGAGAAUUCAGGCACCUAGGCAGCGGGGCCGGCAACCUGAGGUUUCAGAUCAGCAACAUACAGACUUGGGUGAGCGCGGCUCUCACUGACGAGGACACGUGCUUCGAUGACUUCGGCGGCGUCGAUGGGAGCAUCACGUUUACUGUGAGGAGGAUGAUGAGGAAGAUUGAAAGGCUGACCAGCAAUUCCUUGGCACUCUUCAACAAAUUUGCAGAUGAUGUGAUUCAAGGAUUGAUCCAUUAGAUAGAAGAGAUGAUAUGCAUGCUUCCCAGUUUGUGAGUGUGAGUGCUUUGUGUUCUUACCCUGUUGUUGAACUGCGGAGUAGAUCCUUGUGAGUUGUGAAGUUUUUUCUAGAGAAAAACUUAGGAAGUUUUUUGCAGUUGACUGGCAAGGAGAUCAGGUUUUCAAUGGAGGCCUAUCAGAUUAUGCCAUAUAAAGAUGAAACCCUGGCAUUGAA
This is a messenger RNA of Nymphaea colorata (pocket water lily), 841 nucleotides long. RefSeq names its product 21 kDa protein-like. The transcript has a single exon. The record is from RefSeq and is a predicted model, not a curated record. Lineage: Eukaryota; Viridiplantae; Streptophyta; Magnoliopsida; Nymphaeales; Nymphaeaceae. Gene Ontology annotation, biological process: negative regulation of catalytic activity. Gene Ontology annotation, molecular function: enzyme inhibitor activity. The coding region runs from base 7 to 627 and encodes 206 amino acids.